UUGUACUGAAGCAGUUGUGUGUUUGAUUGAAUUGUGAUGGAUUUAAAGCACUAAGCGUUUCUUCUGCGUAUGUCAGCAUCACUGUCGGCGCUGCGGUCGGUGUUUCUGUGAUAAAUGCAGCAGUCAGAAAGUGGCUCUUCCCAGGAUGUGUUUUGUGGAUCCGGUGAGGCAGUGUGCGGAGUGCAGCCUCAUCUCACAGAAAGAGGUGGAGUUUUACGACAAACAGCUUAAAGUGCUCACUGCCGGAGGAACUUUCCUGGUCAGAGUGGAUUCCUCAGAGAAAUCAGAGACCAUGGUCUGCCGUUUGUCCAAUAAUCACAGAUAUCUCUUCCUAGAUGGUGAGAGUCAUUUUGAAGUGGAGCUCUCUCGCAUUUCCAGUAUGCAGGUGUUGACUGAGGGCUCAACCCCAGGAGAGAAAGAUAUAUGCUCGUACACGAGCUUGCUGGACAGUCAAAUAUCUGAAGUAACCUGGCAUGCACUCAUUUCCUGUGACAUGGCUGGUGUUCUCUUCGAGCCAGCGGCAUGGUGCUUCAAUACAAGCCACCAGGAUCUCAGAACCUACAGCAGCUCCACAUGGACCCUGCCGAUGACAAGCGCAUCGCGUCUGCCUGGCUUGCAGCCAUGCAUAAAGCUGCCAAAUUCUUGUAUGAAUCAAGGGACCAGUGAAAUGACACUGUGCUGGAGACAGAGAGGGAUGGACAGAACAAAACAGAGGAGAGAGAAAGAGAUCAAAACCAAAAACAUCCUCUUUGCGACAGAUGGCAGGUUUCAUUCUUCCUUCUCACAGGGCUGCAGAGAAAUCAUCUCUGUUCUCAUGAUGGACUGCUGCUGCCCUCUUGUGUCAUGUACACAAUAGACCAGAAACUGAAGCUUACAAAAACAAGAACACUUACCAUAUUGCCACAAACUCCUUGAACUUUCAUGCUUUUCCAUGUUUAUACAUUAAAGAUGAAGAGUACCAUUUUUAACCACCUAGCAACAACUUACAUACAGCAAUGGCACAGUGACAGAAAUUACACCGAAAUUCAUCUUUAAGUGUCUUAUUACCAAAUAUACAUAUUUAUUAAUUAUUAUGCAUUUAAUGAAUACAUAAAUGCAAAGUAUGAUUUAUUUCUUUAGGUGUAAAGGUGUGGAUAAUCA
Sinocyclocheilus grahami is the source of this 1140-nucleotide messenger RNA. RefSeq names its product zinc finger FYVE domain-containing protein 21. Bases 146 to 856 code for a protein of 236 amino acids. NCBI's taxonomy places the organism in Eukaryota, Metazoa, Chordata, Actinopteri, Cypriniformes, Cyprinidae. The record is from RefSeq and is a predicted model, not a curated record. The transcript has 8 exons.